Molecule: messenger RNA, 2698 nt
Organism: Thalassophryne amazonica
Lineage: Eukaryota; Metazoa; Chordata; Actinopteri; Batrachoidiformes; Batrachoididae
Gene: traf3ip2l
Product: TRAF3 interacting protein 2-like
Exons: 9
Coding region: 404-1708 (434 amino acids)
Biological process (GO): humoral immune response; positive regulation of canonical NF-kappaB signal transduction
Source: RefSeq, a predicted model, not a curated record
GUUAAAUGGCUAAUAAAUGAAGUUUUAAGAUGGCUUAAACUGUACAUUACUCAGAAAUCCAGAGACCAGCUUUAUCUUUUGGAAUUUUUGUGGUUUAAUCUUUUUUUCCAUUUGAGUUCUUUUUUUGUCAGUAAGAAGCAUCACAUCCUUUUCCCCCACGUGUGUUUAUUUUUCUCCAAAGACUGAGAAAUUAACCACCACAAAUUUCAAGAAAAGUCCCCUGUGUGGGAGACACAGUCACAAGUGGAAAUGACUGGGUUUAUACUGUGUCGAGUACUAACAUCUUUGCGUGACAGUAUAUAAAGAUGACGCAGCUGCGCUUCAAGGUUUGACCAGUUUUGUGAAAAAAAAAUGACAAUUGUGGGUUAGGAUUUUAGGUGCAGCUGAAACCAAAUACACAUGGAUGUUCUGUGGAAGAAGUCUAACGAUGCUGCCCACUUCACUGCCAUCAGUUUCAGCGCCAAAUAGUCAUUUGCGCAGAUACCUGAGCGCUCGCUACAACACUCCUGAAGAGGACGACGAGACCAUGAGCACAGCUGAACGACAAGCGAAAGCCCUCCACAAGCUGGACUCUGCCUCACACUCAGAGAGGCGCCAACGCCCCGCAGAGCACGGCGCCUUCGUCGAUCCUGUCAUGUCCAGGCUGGACCCUGGUCAGGACGGCCACGCUGAGUUUGACUCUCUGCCAGGCUGCUGUCCUUACUCCGCACCUCGCAGUCUGCCGGCCGGCUUCAGCCAGCCGACUCCCUUCCCCAGUCUGGAAGAUGGCCACCGGCUGCACCCGAGUUUCGCCAGCAGCUGGUCUGGCUACCCGAACAGCUUGCCGUCCUGCCUCAGCCAGAACAGUGACUUUUCCAGUGAAAGCUGCAAAUACAAAUUUUUAUCCCUUGGGCACAGCAGCAGCCUGGAGCAGCCACUGUCGCUGCACUCCAGCCCACCGUCAGCUGACCUGUGGCGCCACACGUUGUCUCUAUACUCGUACUCGCCCCAGGGUGUCUCCUGCUGCGCCCAGUGCCCUGCAGACGCCUACAGCAUCGGGCUUGUGGCCAACAAACAUCUGAGGCCUCCGUAUCACCCACAGCACCGCCUGCUCUAUCCAGCUGACUGCAGGCUUCCCAGAGACACAUUCACACACAGCGGACACCGCGCAGAGGCUAAACAGAAGCAUCCUGUUUACAGCUCGCUGCUCUCGCUGGAGCAGAGAAGGGUGUUUGUCACGUAUGAGGCUGACAAUGACCAGCACGUCAAGGAGAUCAUCAACUUUGUUGCUCUGCUGCGACACAACGGCUUUGAUACACACAUUGACAUUUUUGAGCAGCAGUUCAGGAGUAUAAGUAAGAUCGACUUCAUGGAGCGUUACCUCAGUGAGAAAGAGUACCUGAUUAUCAUCAUCAUCAGUCCAAAGUACUACGACACUGUGACGGCCUCCCCUGUCGAUCUGGAGAAUGAUGAGAGAACCUUCAACACUGUCUACAUCCACAAACAGCUGCAAAAUGAAUUCAUCCAAAAUGGCAGCAAGAAUUUCAGGUUUAUUCCCAUUUUGUUCCCUGGAGCUAAAAAGUGUCACGUCCCCAACUGGCUUCAAAAUACCCAUGUUUUUGAGUGGCCACGUGAUCGAGAUGACAUUCUGCGGCGGUUGAUGAGAGUGGAGAAAUAUAAUCUGCCUCCUAUCGGGGAGCUACCGACCAUCGUUUCCAUCCCCUUAUAGAAACAACCUGGACUGAAACCUCGAACAUGGCCCGCCGUCAGGUGGAUGAGGAUCUGUUUGCAGGUUGUUUACAGACUGUGUUGAUCUUGGGUCAUGUUUGGGGUGUGGCUGAACUGAAGCGGUGCCUUUCAUUUCCUGUAACAUGCAGAACAGUUUAACUUUUCUUCUCUCAGGCUGACAUCAGUGUGCAUCAUGCUAACCUGCACAAUAGGGACACAGAUAAAAGAUAAUUCGGCGCACGGAGCAGCUACAGCAGAGCUAACGAGCACCAUGUGGUGAUGAACAGUGUACUGCAGUAAUUCUGAUGGCAGAAAUUUUGCAAGAGCAUUUGUGCUGUAGUCACAGAACGUAAAACCACUGAUACGAUACAGAUAAUGACCACAUAGCACAACUGGUUCAGUAGAACUGCGAUACAUUAAUAUCGCUAGGUUUUGUAGUAGCUGCCCAGUGUCAUGGUGGAAAUGCCUUGUACCUGUGGACACGACCACUUGGAAUACAUCUGUGGUACCUGUAUCCACAUCCUUCUCUGUAUGUUACCUCCCACAACAUGAUGAGUCAUGUUUGUUUAUUUGUUCUAUUUUGAAUUCAUUACUUUUACAGCCUUGCCUGACCGUCGCUUAAAAAAAAAAAAGUUGAGAAUUUAAACAGGGAGCCGGGGAAAUGAAAUCUCUCCUUUAUUGUAAGUCAGACAUGCAUGUGUUUUAUAAUGCAAUAUAGAAAAGAUAAGAUAAACAGUGUGACGUCUGCAUUAUUUACAAAGUGAACCAGAAGGUUCUCUCAUUGUGACAUGCAAACAUUGACACAUAUACCUGCUGCUUCGACCAUAUCGUGUUUAUAAUUACACCAUUUAUCAACCGCAAAUAUUGACCAACUGGAUGCAGUUAGCUCUUUGUUUUGAGCAGUAAUAAUAAUAAUAGGUUGCGCAUAAAUUAACUCAGUUUGUGGCUUUUGAUAUCCAGCUGAUUAUUAUAAAUUCUGACACUUUGCAUU